Phialemonium atrogriseum is the source of this 1200-nucleotide messenger RNA. RefSeq lists its product as uncharacterized. The record is from RefSeq and is a predicted model, not a curated record. Gene Ontology annotation, molecular function: metallopeptidase activity. Lineage: Eukaryota; Fungi; Ascomycota; Sordariomycetes; Cephalothecales; Cephalothecaceae. Bases 484 to 1200 code for a protein of 238 amino acids. The transcript is spliced from 3 exons.
UGGGAAUGCAUGAUGCAGCAUUCCUGGUUCAGAAUACCACCUUGGCGUAGCGUUGCUUUACUCAGUCCCUUCCCUUUUUGGUUCAACUAGGCGUCCUGUCAUCAACCCUCCGAUCACACCGUGAUCAAGCUGUCGAUGAAUAAGCGCCCCUGGUACGGUCGCCCAUAGAGGCAUAGGCUCCAAAUAGUUUGACGCUUAUCGGCUGACGGGCUUGCGGUUUGAGUUUUAUGGCAUCUCGCGGUUACCUGCUAAUUCACAGCGGUGGUUGAAAGAGUAGGCUGGCUGGCAGUCUUCCCCGGUCCCCCUGAUCGGAGAGUCAGCGCCCCCCCCUUCUGGUUCCCUGUCUUACACACCAACAACUAUCUAUACCACCUCAACCUAUCUAUUCAAAGAGGUAAAACCAACAUCCCCAGCUGUCACUCCACCUCUGGCCAUUUCUUGCCUUGAACCACUUACAGAAUCUCAAAGACUCCCCUGCCCAUCAUGAUCGCACAGCCAGUGCAACUCAUUCUAGUGUUCAUCUCACUCCUCCCUCUCGCGCUCGCUAGAACGACGCAAGUUGUGAUCAACACCUCAUGGAACAGCCCUGCGGUGCCCGGCGGCCCACCCUUCGCGGUGCCCGAUUGCCCAAACGAGGGACCCUUUAUCCUGCAAGAUUAUGCCGAUGCCCUUGACCUCGCCAAAAGCGCUCGCGACGUCUUGACUAACGACUUCCGCUUCAUCUGGAGUCGGAGGUGGUACGAGAAGCUGUUCACCGAUAAGAAGCGCUCUACAUAUGUUGUUCCUGACCGGUUGAGCAUCCGAGGCACUGGACUUCCCGACGAGAUCAUCUUCCACUGCGAUCCCGGCUGGCGCGACGCGCUUUACUCUCGUCGAUCGGCCUCGGAGCUGUACGACAUUGGCAAGCCAUGGUCGGGCUGUGGCGCAGGCACGCAAGCCAUCACCACCAGGAUCCGCAGCGGGGACUUCCCGCCGGACCCGGACGGUGACUUCGGCCCCAACGGCGCGUUCCGGACCGGAACGCACAUCACGCUGUGCCCGCAGUUCUUCGACCUCAAGCCGCUGGGCGAGAUCGCACCCAUCACGGCCGGCGUGCGCAUCGACGACCGCAUCAACCGCGGCAUGGUCAUUCUGCACGAGUUGAUGCACGCUUACAGCCGGGGGAUCAGAGGUGAGGGUUAUUUAUGCACACGGGAAUAA